This is a messenger RNA of Fusarium vanettenii 77-13-4, 273 nucleotides long. RefSeq lists its product as uncharacterized. Gene Ontology annotation, biological process: innate immune response. Gene Ontology annotation, molecular function: protein binding. The annotation marks the transcript as partial. The record is from RefSeq and is a predicted model, not a curated record. Gene Ontology annotation, cellular component: cytoplasm. NCBI's taxonomy places the organism in Eukaryota, Fungi, Ascomycota, Sordariomycetes, Hypocreales, Nectriaceae. The transcript has a single exon.
GGCAAAACGAUGCUGCACUUGGCGGCCGAGAAGGGGCAUCUAGACAUUGCACGGUUGUUCGUUGAGAGAGGCGCUGACCUGGAGGCCACUGAUGAGAAGAAGUCUACGCCGUUGCAUCUGACUUCUUCGUCUGGGCAUCUUGAUCUUGUCGAGUUCCUCGUGGGGAUGAAUGCGAAUAUGCAGGCCGAGGACGACCUAGAGCGCACGCCACUACGCAGGGCAGCGCGAGCCAAGAAGUCGGAUGUGAUUAGGCUUCUUGUUGGAGCGGGAGCA